Dibothriocephalus latus is the source of this 255-nucleotide messenger RNA. NCBI's taxonomy places the organism in Eukaryota, Metazoa, Platyhelminthes, Cestoda, Diphyllobothriidea, Diphyllobothriidae. The record is from the annotation of a GenBank genome assembly.
CAUGUGCCAAGCUACGCCGAGCUGAGAGGUCUAAUGCGCAAUUUCACGCGGAUUUUGCGCGCUAUACCACGAGUGCCGGACGUAAUCACGGUGGCUCGGUCCGCGCGUGAUGGCUACGUUCCACGAUGGCUGCAGACGCGUUUGGAGCAGCUCAUCCUUCAGAUUCUCAAGGUGAUAUUCCGUCUGGGGCAGGAUGAUGUAGUCUUUUCGGAGUACCUCGCCGGCGGUAAGGGUGGCUGGUAUCAUAGGUUUUAA